AUGCCUGGUCACUUACACGUUGGACUAGACGAUUUGAUACCACAGUCACUCAUAGACGAACUUAUCGAUAUUGCGACUUUUGAAAAUGAGUCUGCAAAUCAACCCUCAUCACCAAAUCUGAAAGAGUCUCCUGCGAAACGGCGCAAGACUGGUUCUUCACCUGCUGUGUCCUCUAUUCCUAUCGCAAAGAGGACCUUUAAUAUUUCACGUCAGUGCGCAGCAAAUACUUCAGCAAACCGCUUGGUAUCUUGCGAGGGCAUCGAUCGCUUUGUGCACAUUGAUAUACAACAGAACAGGCUUUACAUCUCGCCAACGAAAGAUUGCCCAGCCGAUCUAUCUGAUGCAAAAAUUAGUCUUUGGCGAUCUGAGGAAGAUGAUGAAUCCAGAAGGCUUCUCAAGGGAUGUUCCUUUUCGCAACCUCAACCGAAUACGCUAUGGAGAACAACCGACAUAGAGCUCGAAUGGCGGGGGGUCCAGGCAACGAUGUCAUUUUCCUUCAACUUCUAUUGGAAUGAGUCUCCAUCACCAAACAUGCAGUACAAGUCCACGAUAGUUCGAAAAGCAAGCCAGCCAUUCAUCAACCUGUUAUUACGCGGCUCUUCUGCUGAUGAUCUCCCCUACCGAUCUUCAACAUGUUCUCCUAUGGAUUUCUAUGACGCGGCCUUUGUUCCCAGAAAAAGCGACAAAGUACCAGAGACCAUUCAAAUAGAUGCUCUAGAGUCGACACUAUAUCCGUAUCAAAAGAGAUCAUUACAGUGGCUGUUACAGCGCGAGGGUGUGCAAUGGUCAGAAGUUCACCAUGCUGUCGUGCCUUACGCGGCAAACAACGACGAAAGUGUGUACGAUUUCAAGAAACUACUGGAUCUGGCUGGGAAGGAAUACUAUUUGAGCGAAGUGUUUCAUACGGCGACGAGGGAUGUAACGUUGUUCCGACAAGCGGAAACUUCAAUCAAAGGAGGUAUUCUGGCUGAGGAGAUGGGCCUAGGCAAAACCUUGGAGAUUCUUGGCCUAAUUCUACUCCAUCAGAGAUCGCGACCCCUGACUCAGAAUAAGCUUGAAGCCCAAGCUAAACUUACACCAACUGGUGCCACAUUGAUUGUGACGCCUCCGUCACUGAGAGAUCAAUGGGUGUCUGAGAUUGCCCGUCAUGCUCCUAGCUUGAGCGUCAAAAUCUAUGAAGGGCGGAAGCGCAUGCCUGGAAACGAGGAUCAAACCGUCAAUGAGCUCGCUGGUCACGAUGUUAUCAUCACGACAUACUCAGUACUAUCUGCCGAGCUUCACUAUACAACAACGCCACCAGAACGUUCCAGGCGACAUGCACGAGUUUAUAAGCGUCCCGGGUCUCCACUUAUACAAAUAGCAUGGUGGAGAGUGUGUCUCGACGAGGCACAGAUGAUCGAGAGCGGUUACAGCCAGGCAGCAAAGGUGGCUCGUGUGCUUCCUCGAGUCAACGCUUGGGGAAUUACAGGAACUCCUGUAAAAGAUAAUGUUGAUGACCUCCAGGGCUUACUCCUCUUCCUACAACAUGAGCCGUACUGCUCUUUGAAUCAUAUUUGGCAAGUAUUGAUUCAUUAUCACAAGUCUGCCUUCCAGCGUCUGUUCAAUAGCAUUGCUCUCCGACACACGAAGUCGAUGGUUCGAGAUGAAUUGAUUUUGCCGCCCCAACAACGUUUUGUUAUCAGUAUGCCGUUUACAGCUGUCGAGGAACAACAUUACCAAUCUCUCUAUCGAGAAAUGACAGAAGCAUGUGAGCUUAGUCUUGACGGAGCACCACUUGCGGAUGAUUGGCGUCCUAGUGAUCACGCAGAGAGUAUGAGAACCUGGCUAGUCCGGUUAAGGCAGACGGCACUGCAUCCUGAGAUUGCAGGCUAUAACCGUCGGACGCUUGGCCACAGCAAGAAUCGACCUAUGAGGACAGUUGACGAGGUUCUUGAUGCUAUGCUCGAGCAGAGUGAAAGCACGAUUCGGACAGAUGAAAGAGCAUAUCUGUCGAGUAAACUAACUCGAGGCCAGCUAUACGAAAACAGUCCAAGAGUGAAGGAGGCUCUGGAAAUAUGGUCCUCCGUUCGAGAGCAGACUCGCAAACUUGUUGUUGAAGCUCGGGCCGAACUCAAGACUUUAACUGGCAGUCAGCCAGGUCGACAAUCUGAAAUUGCCAACCACGAUCUCGACAUCGAAUCUGAUGACGAUAGUGAAGUAGAGGGCAAGGGACAAUUGGCCGAAAGCCGUCGCCGGCUUCGAGGAGCAUUGGAGAUGGAACACAAGGCGAUCUUCUUUUGCGCCAACGCAUAUUUUCAGAUCCGUGAGAACCCAGAGAUGACUGAGCCCAAUUCAGAGGAAUUCCGCCAAGUAAAGAAACUUGAGGACGACGGAUACGAAGAAGCAAAGGUCAUCCGAAGGGAGAUUCUGCACGGAUCUCAUCGCAAAGCAACUCGCUUGAUGAUGAAGGUAGCACAAAAGGCAGCUGAGCAGGCCUUUGUUGAGAUUCCGGAGCUUACAGUUGGCGAGGAACGCGGCAUCGAGAGCGGCCGCAUUCUCGACGAUUUAGAAACACUAUACGGAGAGCUGAACGAUCAAGCAAAUGUGAUUGACGAAUGGAGGGAACAUAUUGUUGGACUACUCCUGAAACCCUUGAUUGAUGAAGAAGGUGAUGUUGAAACAACGGGAGAAGAAUAUGGCGAGUCAGCCAGGGUCCAGGACGAGCUUAUGGUUUAUGUUCAAGCACUUCGAGUUGUCAUUGCUGAUCGGCAGGAUGCUCUAACUGGACAAACCAAUGAGCUCAUCAAGCACGAAACCCAGACGUCGCUAAGACUCGCAGCAAUUGGGGAGGGGCCUGCCCCUGAGAAACUCAUAGAGCUUCUGGCAUUGCGAGAUCAAAUUAAACCAAUAUCAACGUCGAUCCGGAAAGCUAUCAGUGAGUUUCGAACGCUGACGUCGAAACUGUCGAAGGAUACAACUCGUGCCAUUAUGGAAGGCAGAAUCACUGAUCGGCAACUCAAAGCAACUCAGGCAAUCUUGAAUACACAGAGCAAGCUGGCUACUUCUCUUGAAACCGAGGUUGAUGAAUUCAAGACGGUAAUGAAUCUCCGCCUGGAUUACUACCGUCAAUUGCAGAUGGUCUCCGACAGCGUCCUCCCAUACGAGGGCUCUACAAGUGAAGCGACCAUGAACAAGAUGAAGGAGACAGAGGACAGUCUUCGACAGAAGCUGUCAGCAGCCGAAGCCAAACACAGAUAUCUCCUUCACCUAAAGGCAGCAGGUAACAAGUCUAACGAGCCUCGAAUGUGUGUCAUCUGUCAGACUCCCUUCACGGUUGGUGUGCUCACUGUGUGUGGGCACCAGUUCUGUAAAGAAUGCAUGAUGUUAUGGUUCAAGGCCCAUCGUAAUUGUCCUGUGUGUAAAAAGAAGCUCAAGUCGACCAACUUGCACGACAUCACCAUCAACCCCCAGCAACUCCAAGUGCAUAGCGACAACGCAGAGCAGGCCCAACCCGACCUCGAGGGCAACCUUGAGCAAAGGCGAACUGAUUCGCCCAAAAAGACAGGAAUUUACUCCGAGUUCAAUGCAGACAAGCUAGCAGAGAUACAGAAAAUCGAGCUGGAUGGGCCUUCGUUCACUACGAAAGUUGAUACGCUUGUCAAACACCUGAUAUGGUUGCGAGAAUCAGACCCUGGUGCAAAAUCAAUCGUAUUCUCACAAUAUAAAGGAUUCCUGAAUAUCUUGCGCAAUGCAUUUUUGCGGUUCAGAAUUGGGUUUGCAUCUAUCGACGAUUUAGAUGGCAUCACACGGUUCAAAGAAGAUGCUUCAGUCGAAUGCUUCCUCCUCCACGCCAGGGCACACUCCAGCGGUCUCAACCUUGUCAACGCAAGCCACGUCUUUCUCUGCGAGCCCCUUCUCAACACAGCGCUGGAACUUCAGGCGAUUGCACGUGUGGACCGUAUUGGUCAGACGCACGAAACAACUGUGUGGCUUUACCUAGUAUCAGGUACGGUCGAGGAGUCGAUCUACAACCUUUCUGUACAGCGGCGAAUGGAGCACAUGGGCCGUACCAACAAGGGCAAGUCAAAGGAGUCGACACCGGAACUGCUCGACGCGAAUAUCGAGGAAGCCAAUACACUUGAGCUGGAGCAAGCAUCACUAUCGCGCUUGAUGAGCAAAGACAGUACGGCUGGCGAGAACGUUAAAGAAGACGACUUGUGGGAGUGUCUCUUUGGGCACGUCGCCCGUAGAGAUAAGGAGCCCAACAAAGAUACCAGGCUUCAAGAAAAAGCCAUCAUGGGAUAUUUGGCAGCAGAGGCGGCCGAAGAAAGGACCAGCGCAUCUAGUGCUCCAUGA
Molecule: messenger RNA, 4335 nt
Organism: Fusarium sp. VM40
Lineage: Eukaryota; Fungi; Ascomycota; Sordariomycetes; Hypocreales; Nectriaceae
Source: the annotation of a GenBank genome assembly